CGGGAGCGGAAUGCAGCCACAGGGUGCGGGUCUGGUCCGGUCCACAGCCCUGGAGCCGCUUCCGUUUGCGUGCUGGGAGGGCUCGGCGAGGAGGCUCUGGACCCCCCGCGGGAGGAGAGGGGAUCAAGCGUCUGCCCCGUCGGAGGCACCAUGCCUACUGCCUGGGGAUGAGGCUGAGCUCCGGGACCAGGACUGCAGCCGGUCGGGCUGUGCCGGCACUAUAUGUGCUGGGAUACAGAUUGCAAUAAAGAUCCUCCCUGGGAGGCGAGGAGGAGUGACUUCCAGGGGGCUGGGCGGAGGUGGAGAGCAGCGAGGCUCUCGCCUAUAAGGAGGUGCCCAGCGCCCGGCUGCUGUUUCCCGGCCGGAGCUCGCAAGGUGAAUCGCCGCGGCAGCAGCCGGGGGAGCCGCCUCGGCUCGGGAGCUGCUGUCGGCGCUUGGAGCGGCUCCUCUGAGAACCGCGGAUGAGAGUCCCUCGGCCGAUCCUGGCCCCACUUCCCCCUUAGCCAGGACUGCCUGCCUGCCUGCCUGGAUGCUGAAUGGUGUAAAUGAGAGGAGGAAAAGGGAGCGCACACAGGCUGGGAGGCUCUCGGAGUCUGGGACCGGAGGAGACAGGCGGGCGGCUAGCUUUUUCCUCCGGGGCUGAAUAUGGAUUCCGAAGUCCUCGGGGGCUUCACUCUGCUGCUCUUCAGUUUUUGGCAUCUGGGAUUAACUGCACCAAACUAUAAUUGUGAUGAUCCAUUGGUAUCUUCCUUACCUUCAACAGCCCUUACAAGUUCCACUGAGCUCUUCAGUACUCACAGUCCCAGCUUUGCAAAGCUCAACAGGAGAGAUGGAGCUGGUGGCUGGUCCCCGCUGGACUCAAAUAAGCAGCAGUGGCUCCAGGUCGAUCUGGGAGACAGAGUGGAGAUUGUUGCAGUUGCUACGCAGGGCAGGUACGGGAGCUCAGACUGGGUAACCAGCUAUACACUGAUGUUCAGCGACACCGGCCGCAACUGGAAACAGUACAGACAAGACGACACCAUCUGGGUUUUCACAGGGAACAGCAACGCUGACAGUGUGGUUCACCACAAAUUGCUGCACUCCAUGAAAGCCCGCUUCUUGCGCUUCAUCCCUCUUAAGUGGAACGCUGGUGGUCGGAUAGGACUAAGAGUGGAGGUCUUUGGUUGCUCCUAUAAGUCAGAUAUUGCCGACUUCGAUGGCAGAAGUUCACUCCUCUACAGGUUCAAUCAGAAGCUUAUGAGCACAUUCAAAGAUGUGGUCUCUUUGAAGUUCAAGAGCAUGCAGGGGGAUGGUGUCUUAUUCCAUGGAGAAGGACAGCGUGGAGACUACAUUACCUUGGAACUUCAGAAAGGGAAGCUCUCCUUGCACAUCAACCUGGGGGACUCCAACCUGCACUUCAGUAACAGUCACACAUCUGUCACCCUGGGCAGCCUCCUGGAUGACCAGCACUGGCACUCGGUUCUCAUAGAGCGCUUCAACAAGCAAGUAAACUUCACAGUGGACAAGCACACCCAGCAUUUCCGAACGAAGGGAGAUUCAGAUCACUUGGAUAUUGAUUAUGAGCUCAGUUUCGGAGGGAUUCCUGUCCCAGGAAAACCAGGAACCUUUCAGAGGAAAAAUUUCCAUGGAUGCAUUGAGAACCUUUAUUACAAUGGAGUCAAUAUUAUUGACCUAGCAAAAAGGCGCAAACCUCAGAUCUAUACUGUGGGGAAUGUGACAUUUGCUUGCUCAGAACCACAAAUUGUUCCUAUCACCUUUCUCAGCAACAGUCAAAGCUACUUGCUACUACCUGGCACUCCUCAAAUUGAUGGUUUGUCGGUCAGCUUCCAGUUUCGAACAUGGAAUAAAGAUGGUUUACUUCUGUACACUGAAUUGUCUGAAAAUUCAGGACCUCUCUUGAUUUACCUCCGUGGUGGGAGAUUGACACUACUUAUUCAGAAGGGGACAGAGAACCCAGUGGAAAUCACUGAAGGCACCAAUCUCCACGAUGGCCUUUGGCAUUCCGUUAACAUCAAUGCCCGAAGACAUCGCAUUACCCUGACACUGGAUAACAACGCUGCCACUGCUAGCCAUGCAACCACUGCCUCAAGGAUCUACUCUGGGAACAGCUACUAUUUUGGAGGGUGCCCUGACAAUUUCACCGAUUCCCAAUGUUUAAAUCCCAUUACCGAUUUUCAAGGCUGUAUGAGGCUCAUCUUUAUUGAUAACCAGCCCAAGGACCUCAUUUUAGUUCAGCAAGGCUCUUUAGGGAAUUUUAGUGAUUUACACAUUGAUCUGUGUGGCAUCAAAGACAGAUGUUUACCCAACUACUGUGAACAUGGGGGAAAAUGCUCUCAGUCCUGGACCACCUUUUACUGCGAUUGUAAUGAUACAGGCUACAUGGGAGAAACCUGUCAUAAUUCUAUCUAUGAACAAUCUUGUGAGGCUUAUCGACACCAAGGGAAGACAUCAGGUUUCUUCUACAUCGAUUCUGAUGGAAGUGGACCUCUUGGACCACUCCGUGUUUUUUGCAAUAUAACAGAAGAUAAGAUCUGGACUGCAGUGCAGCACAACAACACAGGGCUAACCAGAGUCCAAAGAGCUGAUAUGGAGAAGCCGUAUACCAUGUUCUUUAAUUACAACAGCAGCGCGGAGCAGCUUGAAGCCGUGAUAAACAGUGCAGAGUACUGCGAACAGGAGGCAGCCUACCACUGCAAAAAGUCACGUCUCCUGAAUACCCCAAAUGGAAUGCCAUUUGCUUGGUGGGUUGGCCGUGCCAAUGAAAAGCAUCUUUACUGGGGAGGAUCUCUUCCAGGCAUUCAACAGUGUGCAUGUGGACUGGAAGAAAGUUGUCUGGAUAUGAGAUAUUUUUGCAACUGUGACGCAGAUAGAGAAGAAUGGACAAAUGACACUGGCCUCCUUGCUUUCAAAGACCAUUUGCCUGUAACUCAGAUAGUGAUCACUGACACAAACAGAUCAAAUUCUGAGGCUGCUUGGAAAAUUGGCCCUUUGCGUUGCUAUGGAGACAGGCAGUUCUGGAAUGCUGCUUCUUUCAACACGGAGGCCUCCUACCUGCACUUUCCCACCUUCCAUGCCGAGGUCAGUGCAGACAUCUCCUUCUUCUUCAAAACUACUGCUGCCUCUGGGGUAUUCUUGGAAAACCUUGGGAUUAAAGACUUCAUACGAGUUGAAAUAAGAUCUCCCAAAGAGAUUGCCUUCUCCAUAGAUGUUGGGAAUGGCCCCAGAGAAGCCACCGUGCAGUCUCCUGCACCCCUGAAUGACAACCAGUGGCACUAUGUCCGAGCAGAGAGGAACCUUAAGCAAACCUCUCUCCAGGUGGACAGCCUGCCCAAGAAGGUCCUGGAGGCACCUGCUGAGGGGCAUUUCCGCUUGCAGCUCAACAGCCAAUUAUUUGUAGGGGGAACAGCUUCCAGACAAAAGGGCUUUUUGGGAUGCAUUCGAUCUCUGGAUUUAAAUGGACAGAAACUUGACCUUGAAGAGAAAGCUAAAAUGACACCUGGUGUUAAACCUGGAUGUCCAGGACAUUGCAGCAGUUAUGGUAACCUCUGCCAUAAUGGAGCAAAAUGUGUGGAGAAGUAUAAUGGUUACUCCUGUGAUUGUACCAACUCAGCAUAUGAAGGACCUUUCUGCAAGGACGAGGUUUCUGCAUUAUUUGAAGCUGGCACUUCCGUUACCUAUAUUUUCCAAGACCCUUAUCCUGUCACAAAAAAUGCAAGCACCUCAAGCUCUGCCAUUUAUGUGGAUGCUGUCGUGUCCAAGGAAAAUAUCGCAUUUAGCUUUCUCACAGCACAUACUCCAAGCCUUCUGCUGUACAUCAACACCUACUUUCAUGAAUAUUUGGCUGUGAUUCUCUCCAAAAAUGGUAAGUAGUCUUGAUUUGUUACC
Messenger RNA from Pezoporus occidentalis (night parrot), 3885 nucleotides. RefSeq names its product contactin associated protein family member 5 (gene CNTNAP5). The transcript is spliced from 20 exons. The record is from RefSeq and is a predicted model, not a curated record. Lineage: Eukaryota; Metazoa; Chordata; Aves; Psittaciformes; Psittacidae. The coding region runs from base 646 to 3870 and encodes 1074 amino acids.